AUGGACAAAACACAGGUUGCUAAGGUUGAUAAUGUAACCUUGGCUCGCCGCGGCGAACAAGUUGACGGAACCCUCCACCUAACCCCUCACCACCUUAUCUUCUCCCAUUUCCCUCCCCUCUCCAGCGAGGACCAGGCCAAGGGUUUGACUAUCAGACCGAAAGAGCUCUGGAUCACCUACCCUAUAAUUGCUUUCGGCACCUUGCGACUGGCUCCCGCGGCCUCCCGCCAACUAUCCUCUAUCCGUCUUCGCUGCCGUGAUUUCACGUUUGUCUGUUUUUAUUUCGCCAACGAGCAUAAAGCGCGUGAGGUGUUUGAAAGUAUCAAACAAUGGACUUGCAAGUCUGGUCGGCUGGACAAGCUCUAUGCUUUUACCUACCAGCCACUGCUCGCCGAGAAGGAGUUUAAUGGUUGGGAAAUAUACAACCCUCGUAAGGAGUGGAUGCGCCAGGGUGUCUUAAAAGAAAGCUCUGGCUGGCGUAUCUCAGACAUCAAUACUGAUUACAGUUUCUCUCCAACAUACCCUGCUCUGAUUGCCGUACCCUCUUCUAUCUCCGACAAUACGAUCAAUUACGCAGGCCGAUACCGUUCCAGGGCGAGAAUCCCUGCACUUACAUACUUUCAUCCCGUAAACAAUUGCACCAUUACUCGAAGCUCGCAGCCCCUUGUUGGUGUGCGCCAGAACCGCAGUAUUCAGGAUGAGAAAUUACUUGCCACUAUCUUCUCAACUUCGCGAUCGGAACGACCAUUGGCCAGCUUUUCUCACCCUACUCUAGAGAACGAGCAAUCAGACUCCAGCCAUGGCAGUUCGGAGUGGAACGAGGCAGGCCCUGACAUGUCAAAUGCCGAGGAUGUCAAGGACGAUAUGCUUGCCGCUGCUCGUGGAAACUCUGAAGAUGAGCGCAUGAUAUAUGGUGCCCAACAGCAAAAUCUCAUCGUUGAUGCACGUCCCACUGUGAAUGCCUAUGCAAUGCAAGCUGUUGGUAUGGGGUCCGAAAAUAUGGACAACUACAAGUUUGCCACUAAGGUAUACCUGGGCAUUGACAAUAUCCAUGUCAUGCGCGAUUCUUUGAACAAGGUCGUUGAUGCCUUGAAAGAGACUGAUGUCACUCCCCUUGGUCCCAACCGGGACCAACUGGCGCGAAGCGGGUGGCUGAAGCAUAUUGCAGGCAUUUUAGAAGGGGCUAAGGUGAUUACCGGUCAAGUUGGACUACAACAUUCUCAUGUGUUGAUUCACUGCUCCGAUGGAUGGGACAGAACAAGCCAACUUAGUGCCCUUAGCCAGGUAUGUCUCGAUCCAUACUUCCGUACAUUGGAAGGCUUUAUGGUUUUGGUAGAGAAAGAUUGGCUUUCCUUUGGUCAUAUGUUCCGGCACCGGUCCGGUCACCUGAACAGUGAAAAAUGGUUCCAAAUUGAAAAUGAGAGAAUCGGCGGUGACAACAAUCGUGGAUUUGAAAGCAGCGGCGCAGGGCAGGCCCUUGAGAAUGCGUUCCGUAGCGCCAAGGGCUUCUUUGGCCGAGAUAACAACAGUCGUGACUCGUUGCAAGAGUCCGAUGGAGAGAUGCUGAGUUAUGACUCCGACACACCAACAAAGAAACCCAGUCCCAGUUCAGCUCCUCGCUCAAUUGUGGCCGAGAAAGAAGUUACCAAAGUGAAAGAAACUAGCCCUGUUUUCCACCAAUUCUUGGAUGCGACAUAUCAGCUACUGCACCAAUAUCCAACUCGCUUCGAAUUUAACGAGCGCUUCCUCCGCCGUCUGCUAUACCAUCUCUACUCUUGUCAGUUUGGAACAUUUUUGUUCAACAACGAGAAAGAACGAGUGGAAACGAAAGCAAAAGAGCGCACUCGCAGUGUGUGGGAUUGGUUCUUGGCCCGACGGGAGCAAUUCAUGAACCCACUAUACGAUCCAGAAGUUGAUGACCACAAGCGUGGACAAGAACGACUGCUCUUCCCUCGCCCAAAAGAUACACGCUGGUGGGCCGAGUCAUUUGGUCGAGCAGAUGAAGAAAUGAAUGGACCCAGACCUUCUGAUGCAUCGCCGGCAACUGGCUAUGAUAGCCCCGGUGCGGUUAGGACGCCCAUCGUAACUGGCAUUGAGACCGCACAGGACACCGUGACAACCGAAGCUUCUAGCACCAAUGUUUCCAACGUUGCAGCGUCAGGACUGGCUGCAGUCACGUCAGGAAUAUCUAAUCUUUCGAUCCUUAAAAACCAUCAAUCCGAACCCAAAGGAGAAGAAAGCCUGAAAGAGGUGGAGGUGGAGAUGCAAUAA
Messenger RNA from Penicillium pulvis, 2271 nucleotides. Its product is annotated as phosphatidylinositol-3-phosphatase YMR1. Bases 1 to 2271 code for a protein of 756 amino acids. Gene Ontology annotation, molecular function: phosphatase activity. The transcript is spliced from 3 exons. The record is from RefSeq and is a predicted model, not a curated record. Lineage: Eukaryota; Fungi; Ascomycota; Eurotiomycetes; Eurotiales; Aspergillaceae. Gene Ontology annotation, biological process: dephosphorylation.